AUGGCGUCUGUCCACCAGCUCUUAGACCUCCAAGACGACUACACCGCAGGGCACCAGCCAACACACACAUACAUCCCCAACCGCGGCUACGAGCAGACCACGUCUCUCCCGUCGAGCCAGCCAGAUGAGGUCCCUAACGUCCAGCUACGAGACGACACCGCCCUCCCCGACCAGUCCGCAGCAGCCGACGACGCCGAGAGCGACUACGACGAUAUAUUCUCCUCCGAAGACGUAGACGAUGACUUCCAGCCCGAAGCCCUGGGCGCCACAAAUCCCUCCGACUACACCAAAUCCUACAAUCGCACUCGCGCCCUCCACGACCCCAGCCUCCCCGCUUCCCACAAGCCAAAGACAAACAGUCAGAAGCCGAGCGCGAAUGUGCGGGCGAACGUGGAUGACCAGAUCACCUCCCUAUCCCGCCAUGCUGGCAAGCUGCGGCUAGACGACGAGGGGGCGCGCGGCGGCAGCAAGACGGACAAGGACAAGAGCGACCGGGCGACGAGCGAGCAGGUGCUGGAUCCGCGGACGCGGAUGAUAUUGCUGCAGCUAAUCAAUCGGGAUAUCGUGGCUGAGAUCCACGGGUGUGUUUCUACGGGGAAGGAGGCGAAUGUGUACUAUGCGCUAUCCAAUCCGCCCUCUACCGAAGGAGCAGCGGGGGCAGGGAGAGAAGGCGAAGCAAAAGAAGCCCAACCCACACAGCUGGUUCACAGAGCAAUCAAGGUUUACAAAACCAGCAUCCUCGUCUUCAAGGACAGAGACAAGUACGUCACAGGCGAGUUCCGCUUCCGCCAGGGCUACAACAAGAGCAACAACCGCGCCAUGGUAAAAGUCUGGGCGGAGAAGGAGAUGCGGAACCUGAAGCGCAUCUACGCGGCCGGUAUCCCCUGCCCCGAACCCGUCUACCUCCGGCUGCACGUCCUCGUCAUGGGCUUCCUGGGCGACAGGAAGGGCUGGCCUGCGCCGCGGCUCAAGGACGUCGAAUUCGUGGAGCGGAGCGCCGAGGAGGUGGCGGGGAAGUGGCGGGAGCUGUAUCUGCAGUGCCUCGGGUAUGUGAGGAAGAUGUAUCAGGUGUGUAAGCUGGUGCACGCGGAUCUGAGCGAGUACAAUUUGCUGUUUCAUGAGGGGAAGCUGUGGGUUAUUGAUGUGAGUCAGAGUGUUGAGCAUGACCAUCCAAGGAGCUUGGAGUUUCUGAGAAUGGAUAUCAAGAACGUGAAUGAUUUCUUUGGGAAGGCGAGGGGGGUUGAUACGUUGACUGAUCGGACGGUGUUUGGGUUCGUUACUGAGGCGGAGGGGAGUGUAGAGACGGCUGGGAUGCUGGAAGAGCUGGAGAAGCUGUAUCGGAAGAUGAAAGAGAAGAGUAGUGGGAGUGGCCCGAUUGCGGACGAUGAGGUCGACAAUGAAGUCUUCCGGAAGCAGUACAUACCCCAGACGCUGGAGCAGGUGUACGAUGUCGAACGGGAUGCGGAACAGGUGGGAAGGGGAGGCGGUGAUGAAUUGGUAUAUCAGGCACUGCUGGCGCAGAAGAUCGCCGAUGGCCAUGCAUCGGAUGGCGAGGACGAGGAAAGCGAUGAUGGGAGUAGUGAGACCGAUGAGGAUGGCGAAGGGCAACGGGAAGACAGGGAGAAUCAGAGGCCGCGAGGAAAGAAAUUUCAGGACAAAGAUUCAAAGAAGGAACAUAAGCAACAGGUGAAGGAGGAAAAGCGCGAGAAGCGGAAGACGAAACUAUCGAAGUACGAGAAGCAGAAGCUCAUCAGCGCCACUAGUCGCAAGAAGCACUAG
This is a messenger RNA of Coniosporium apollinis CBS 100218, 1779 nucleotides long. RefSeq lists its product as uncharacterized. Gene Ontology annotation, molecular function: protein serine/threonine kinase activity; ATP binding. The transcript is spliced from 2 exons. The record is from RefSeq and is a predicted model, not a curated record. Gene Ontology annotation, cellular component: cytosol; preribosome, small subunit precursor. Lineage: Eukaryota; Fungi; Ascomycota; Dothideomycetes. Bases 1 to 1779 code for a protein of 592 amino acids. Gene Ontology annotation, biological process: maturation of SSU-rRNA.